This is a messenger RNA of Fusarium tjaetaba, 690 nucleotides long. RefSeq names its product ankyrin. The transcript has a single exon. Bases 1 to 690 code for a protein of 229 amino acids. The record is from RefSeq and is a predicted model, not a curated record. Gene Ontology annotation, molecular function: protein binding. Lineage: Eukaryota; Fungi; Ascomycota; Sordariomycetes; Hypocreales; Nectriaceae.
AUGGACGAAGACCCUCGUGAGGUGACUGCCGGGGUUAUGGAGGAGAAGGUGCAAAGAGUUACCACAUUUCUUGGGCUACUGCUAGACUGCAGCCCAGAAACGAUCAAUGCGCAGGACCAGGACAGUAACACGCCUCUACACUAUUCAGCCAAGAAAUAUGGCAACUGCGGACAAGAUCACACAGCCGUCUUUCAGUACCUUUGUGAGAAAGGUGCUGAUUCUAGCAUUCUCAACAAAAACGGCGAAACAGCAUUACAUAGCUUAUGCUCUUAUGACGGAGGACUACCGCUCGAUAUAGCCGCGAUCGAAACGUUGCUCGACCAUGGAGCAAAAGUCACGGAUACAGACAAUGACGGCAAUAUACCACUGCAAUUGGCAGUCAAGAACCUAGACAACGUUGAUGCCAUCGUGUUUCUUCUUGAUCAUGGUGCAGAUGUAUCUGUCAAGAACCUGGAAGGAAACACGCCACUACAUGAAGCCGCCAACGAAAUGUCCUGGACUGGAGUAUUAAAAAAAAGAAAGUACAAACUCAUGGGAGAAAUACUUCGAAGGCUUCCAGGCGAUGAAGGAAGUCUGAUGGAUGAACUGAAUGCGGAGGAAAAGUCUCACCGGCAGAUUCAGGAUGAAGGGAGGAAAGAUUUGAAAGAGAAAAUGGAUGGUCUGGAAAUUGAAAGAAGUGUGGGAAUCUGA